UCACAGUAUGAGCUUUCGUGCUUGCCAUAGUUUUAAAGGAAUCGUACUGUCGUAGGGGUGAGGACAUUGUUUCUUAGUAAAGGUCGUCGAGAAACAGCAUAUUCAAGGCAUGGGUCACGAUCAUGGACACGGCAAACUGGAAAUGCCAGACUACAGACAGUGGAAAGUUGACGGCACCCCCCUGGAAGAGACACAGAAGAGGCUUGCUCAGCUGGGGCUGAAAGAUCCUUGGGCUCGAAACGAAGCUUGGAGAUUCAUGGGUGGCUUUGCUAAACCAGUUACCUUCAGAAAUGUCCUCUUCAGAGGCUUCAAGUGGGGCUUUGCAGCAUUUGUGGUUGCGCUCGGAGUGGAGUACGCCUUGUUCCCACCCAAGAAAGGACAUCAUUAAUGAGCUUCAUGACUACCCUGGACAGUACUUGGCAGCGUGGCAGUUAUUUGAUCAUAAGAAAUAAUAAUUUCCACUGAACCUACAGCCAUCAUUUUCACCGUCUGGUAUCACCUUCUGAUGAUAUUUAAUUUGCACUCUUCCUUCUUCUUUUUGUGUUAAACGAUACAGAGAUUGUGGAAGACAAGCUGAGUAGACCUGUGUAAAUGAUGAAUGCUAUUUACUAAAGUAAUAAAUUCUACAAAUUUAAACAUACCACAUCUAAUUUUAUGAUUUACAUGGUAAGUGAAUUCUUAAACAACCUUUGAGAUUUCAUGUUGAAUAUGGUGUAAGACAGGUGCUCGAUUAUUUGUAAGUGUUGUUAAGGGAAGAUCUGUUGCCAAUGAUCUGGAUUCUGGUAUAGUUAGCCAGCUGGUCAAGUUAUUAUUUUCUCAAAUAAAUUAUUAUAUAAAAAGAGGAGUAGCAAACAUUUGAAAGGCUGCACAGGAAGCUAAAAAAAAUAGAAAGAAGUCUAGGAAAACACCCAAUAUUUAAUAUAGAUAAGUACAGGCUGUUACAGGGCUCUGCCAUUACCAGAACAAGGAAAUACUGUUCUACACAAAUGUUGAGACAGUAAUAUAAAAGUAGACAGGCUUUCUUUCCAGAAACAGAUGGUUGUGAAUGUAAGAACAUCGUGUUUGUGAGAAGAGGCAAUUCAAUCCACCUAACUCAUUUGGAUUCUAGAGGCUAAUUGAUCAAGGAUCUCAUCCCACUGUAAAGGGUUUUGACUUCAACAACAUGGCUGGAUAGCUUAUUCUAGAUGCAACCCUUUGUGUCAGAAAGUACAUACUGUUUUCAAUUUAAAGUUUCCCUUGUAUGUGCACAUCCUUGUAGAUUCCAUCUGUGUACUCCUAUUCUUGCUUCACUGUUGAUUAUAAAACCUUAAAAAAU
Molecule: messenger RNA, 1315 nt
Organism: Lepisosteus oculatus (spotted gar)
Lineage: Eukaryota; Metazoa; Chordata; Actinopteri; Semionotiformes; Lepisosteidae
Gene: ndufb3
Product: NADH:ubiquinone oxidoreductase subunit B3
Biological process (GO): electron transport chain; mitochondrial respiratory chain complex I assembly
Cellular component (GO): mitochondrion
Source: RefSeq, a predicted model, not a curated record